Danaus plexippus (monarch butterfly) is the source of this 867-nucleotide messenger RNA. Its product is annotated as endoglucanase-like. The record is from RefSeq and is a predicted model, not a curated record. Lineage: Eukaryota; Metazoa; Arthropoda; Insecta; Lepidoptera; Nymphalidae. The coding region runs from base 96 to 740 and encodes 214 amino acids. The transcript has 2 exons.
AGAUAAAACACUUAAAACUCAUAUAUAUAUCCACAAUCCUUAGAUAUUAUAUUAUAUUCCAUUAAUAGUUUGGAUCCAUAACUUAUUCAGACACAAUGAAAUUACUGAUUGCCCUCUCGUGCUUUGCCGUCGCCUUUGCAUUUCCGUCCUCACCUGGCAUGGGAUACCGGAAUGAUGAAAGGAAUAAAAUAAAUGAACUCGAUUUAUCCCACGAAGACCUACAAAGUAACGAUUUAAUUAAAGCAUACGAGCAAUUAAUCGGGAACAUAGGCCGUCUCUCUCGUGCAGACGAAGAAGAAGACAUUGUAAAUAAUAUUAUUGAAGCAAUUAUCGCUAUAGGACAAAUAAUAACAGAGAACAGACCUCCUAUACCACAUCGACCGGGACAAGAAGGUGGUAAUAUCCAUAACAUAACCCGCCCUGGUGGGAAUGCCACUGAAAGACCUACUGGUAGUCCUACUGGAAGACCUACUGGGAGACCUACUGGGAGACCUACUGGGGGACCUACAGGGGGACCUACAGGGGGACCUACUGGAACUCCUACAGAGACUCCGGGUGCAAAUGAAAUUAACACCACUAGUCCAGAGAUAACUAGUGAAAUUCCAUCUAGCCCCGAUGAUAUAAGUUCUGGGAGCAAUGAAAUAAAUGAAGAUUCUUUGGAGGAUGAAGAAACUUAUUCUGUUAAUGAACCCAUUAUUGAGAGACGAUACAGAUUUCCAUCGGUCUAUGAAAUGAAUUAGAACCUUCCAUCCAUUGCAAACAACAUAUAGUUUGUUAAUGAACCUAAAAUAAUUUAUUUAUAAAAAGCUUUAAAAAAUUAUGAAUGAUAUUGAACUUUUCAUAUGAAAUAAAUCAAUCUAAAUAAUA